Sclerotinia borealis F-4128 is the source of this 1887-nucleotide messenger RNA. NCBI's taxonomy places the organism in Eukaryota, Fungi, Ascomycota, Leotiomycetes, Helotiales, Sclerotiniaceae. The record is from the annotation of a GenBank genome assembly.
AUGACUUCUACUUCCUCCGUGACACGCGCAGUGUCUGUUUCUGGUCGACUAUCAUCAGGUCCCGAUCCCCAAAUCGAGAUACUCUACAGUGUUGACGGAGCCCGCAUCGUAUCCUUUUCAACUCUAUUAUCUGGUUCAUCGAGACCGAGCUCGAGUAAUGGAUCUGCGGAGGAGGAUACGGAGAUAGGUUCUUCCUUGAGAUGGUCGUCACCGGUGGAAAGGACAAUCGCCGUUGGCACUUUGUGCAUCUAUAGGGCCCCCGAAUCGGUCGCAUUCUUCAAUUGUCAGAAAGCUUUGAAGCCAAUAUUACCUCGAAGUCAAUGUUGGUUUAUUUCGGACGAGGGAUCUAGCAAAUUUGUAUUGCAGGUACGGAAGUUGCAGGAGUAUUGGCGAAUCGAGAUAGCAAAUACAACCUCCGAAGAAGUCGAACAAGCAGAAGAGUUCAAGAGGAUAUUGGCGCAAGUGUUAUUAUAUGAGAAGACUCCUUGCCCGUUUCAAAGAACCUUUUCGGUUGAUCUUCCGAUUGCUCCGCAAAUACCUCAAAAGCCGUGGAGGCCAGUACAAAGAUCAUCAUCUAAGAUACCUUUACCUAGGGGUGAUCUUUAUCCAAUUGCUUCAAAGUCGACCUCGUUGAUCUCGUUAACCUCCAGCUCGCCAAAGCUCUCAUGCACAGAAAUCCGCUCUUCUUCUCUACCUCAAACUCCUGAAUCGCAUCAAUCCGCGUCUAGCCCCACGGCGACAUGCAUAUCAGACUUGCAAUUCCAAGAAACGCCAGAAACAUCUUCAGCCAAAUCAACGAGUCUGACCUUACAAUCUCCGAUUUAUCCACCUCGAGCUCAUUGGGCCGAACCUCAUCCAACUGAACAUGCUUCAUCCCCAUCAGAACUUAAAAAUCCUGUCGUGUCCCAUAUAAAAUUUGAUGAAGGUGAUAACAGCGAUGCGACGGACGAUGAUGCGCAAAAGCGUCCCAUUCAACCAUCAUAUCCGCAAUUGCCUCCUGAAUCGAAAAAUCGGCCACAAGCCUUACAUUACUGCACUCGAUCGAUCACUGCACCUCCUGUGCUCUAUCUUAUAGCCAGUCCACCUUCAAAGCGACGAAAUAUAUCUCCUGUAAGGAAAACUGCGGUUGGCGACCCCGAUUCAGAGCUUUCAUCAAGCGUUGAGUCGUUUCACUCCACACAAUCAUGGCAAUCUCCACUUGAUGCGCCGCUAUCACCACCUCUGUCAGGUCCACCAUCACCUGCCACAUUUCCCUAUCCCCACGAUAAUAUUGUACUGCCAAAGCAAGUACACUCUACGCAAGCACUCUCACAGCUCACUAUAACCCCCGAGAUACACGCAGCAUGGCACACACCAUCACCUAAUAGUGUAUCUCCUCGAUGUUUAUCACCCACUCCCAAAACACCUACUUUAAUCAACGAUGGUGAAAGGUCCGAAGAUGAUACCUCCGAGAUCAUCACUCCUUCACCCCCAAGACUGAGACAUCGCGGUACUACAAGUAGCAAUUCAGGAAGAAGAUCAUUAUCACCUCUUCCUGCAGCAAUGAAUCUGUUUUCCCCACCACGGUCACGACGACUACAAACCGCCCGACAUCUCCCAACAGCAAUCAUUCAAAAGACAUGUGAAAUUCUUCUCAGUCCUCCAAGCCACCUACUCCACAUGAUGAUCAAUAUCGCAUCCAAAAUCGCCGCAGGAGAAUGGAGGGGCGUGCUACUUGGUGAAGGGGAGGCCGUCCACUGGGAUUUUACUGAAGAAGAAUAUCGCGGUGGAAGCUGGACUGAGGACGAUUUUGGAUUUAGCCUCACACCCACACCUUCACGACGAAGGAUAAGCUCCUCACAAUCUAGAGAUAACACGACACCAGGCGAGAGCUGGGAGGUUGACUAG